GAAAAAGUAUACAUAAAUAUCUAAACAGACAAUACACACGAUUGUUAUAACUAUUCGUAUUUUGACAGAUUCUAUCAAUUAAAUCUCGAAUAAUAUUAGAGCAAGUUCUUUAUUCAAUAUAUAUAUUAAAAAGACAACUUAGAAAAAUGAUUGUCAUCAAUGUGAAAGGUUCUCAAUUUCACGUCAAAUAGAGUUGUUAUCAAACAUAUAAAUAUAUGUAUUACUGAGUUUAAUUAACAUAUAUAUAGAAUAUAUAAAAGAAAAAAAUCACAUUAUUUAAGUUAUCUAUCUUAAAAUUCAAUCAUGAAACAUUAUGAUAUUGUUGUAGAAGCAAAUGAAUUACCAACAGAACGUAAAACAACUGCAUUAACAUUAUGCGUUCAUGCGCUGGAUUAUUAUCGUACUGAGAAAGAUGUUGCAAUAUUUAUGAAAAAAAAUUUUGAUAAAUUAUAUGGACCAGUAUGGCAAUGUAUUGUAGGUCAUCAAUUUGGAACAUCAAUCACACAUGAUGAGAAAUGUUUCAUCUAUAUACAUUGUGGUGAAGUCAGUCUAUUGCUUUAUCGAUGCACGAAUUAAGUAAAUAUAUUUGUGAAACAAUUUGCAUUCCUUACUAGUUUUUUCUCGCCUUAAAUAAAAUGCUUUUAACAUACUUCAAUUUCACAAACAGCUGUGCGUUUAAUUUAUUUGUCCAUACAUAUCAAUAAUUCCGCUCACAUAAAAAUUGAAUAUUUCAAUUUUCCCAAUGAUAUUUUAAAACUGUAAUUAAUGAGUUAAUUUUGUACAAGAAAUUCUUAAAUAACCUGGUUUCACACUAAAAUUCCGAUGAUUUAAAAUGAAUUUCUAUUGGUUUCAUAUUCAUUCAACCUUUCACAGUUACUACUCUAUUAUUAAAUUUUAUCUUGUACUGUUAUUUUUAAAUUUGUAAUUUCUCUUUAUAUAGUUUCUUUCAAAAACAAAAUCAUUACACGACUUAAUUAUGAAACAUUGAAUUUCGAUCAUCUAAAUGAUUGGAAUUUGAAUUCUUGGAGUUUGUGUUGUUUUUACGAGUUAUCAAUGUUCUAUAUUGUUGUUAUUACAGUUGAAAGGUUUUUUUUCUUAAAGUGGUCCAUGUUGUAACUCCGAUAUUUAUGAAAUAAUCAAAUGUGCUAUGAAAUAAAUAUCUGCUUCAGUUUCUGUA
Messenger RNA from Schistosoma turkestanicum, 1177 nucleotides. The record is from the annotation of a GenBank genome assembly. NCBI's taxonomy places the organism in Eukaryota, Metazoa, Platyhelminthes, Trematoda, Strigeidida, Schistosomatidae.